AUGGUCACAAGUCCUGAUAUGUUAUGGUUGGUUAUAACGAGUGGCAUAGCAUGUUUUUUUAUGGCCUUUGUUACUGGAGCUAACGACAUAGCGAAUACAUUUAGUACAUCUAUAGGUUCAAAAGCUAUAUCUAUAAAAAAGGCUUUAAUAGUUGCAUUUUUUUUUGAAGCAUUAGGAGCUUCCUUAUUAGGAGGUACAGUUACAGAUUCGAUACGUUCGAAGAUAAUAAAUUUUCAAGUUUUCUAUGACACUCCAGAAUUUUUAAUGUUAGGUAUGUGUUGUGCCCUUAUGGGUGCAACUGUUUGGCUAGCUAUAGCUACAAGAGCUGGAUUACCAGUAUCCACAACACAUAGUAUUAUAGGAGCAUUAUUAGGUUUUGGUUUAGCAACUGGUAAUAUGAAAUCAAUAAAAUGGGAGAAAAUAAAUAAUAUUGUAAUAUCUUGGCUAGCUGCUCCAAUAUUAGCUGGUACCUGUUCUGCUAUUGCAUUUACUUUAUUAAGAAUGUUGAUUUUAAGAAAAAAGAAUUCAUUUGAAAUAAUAAAAAAGAUGUAUUGGUUUUUAAUAUUUUUAAUUACAUUACCAUUUAGUGUAUUUCUAAUAUUUCAUAACCCUAUUGUAAUAAAUACUCAAUGUGAGAUGAAAAAAGAUGGAAAGAUAAUAGUAUCAUCACCAUGUUAUAUUGAAGAUUGGAGUGCUGCUCAUAGUUUUUAUGCAUCUGUUAUAUGUAUCAUCUUAUCAUCUGUAUUAACAGCAGUAGGUUCUUUUAUUAUAUAUAUUAUAUAUAACAAAAGAAUUAAUAAUUACAAUUUAAAGAAAAAAUUAUUUUGUGAAGAAUUAGCUGAUAUAGAAAAAAAUGCACAGAAUAAUUUCUGCGCUAUUAAUAAUAGUAGUUUAAAUUCGGUAGCAUCAAAUGAGACACAAUUAACACAAGCAAAUAAUAAUAUGGCAAAACAAAAUCAAGUAGUAAACAUCAAUAAGAGUAGUAACAGUAUAAUAUUGAUGUUGCCAGAAGACAAAAAUGGUAAGGGUCAACAAGAUAAUAACAAAAUGAAUGGAAUCGAAAAAAGUGCAAGUGCAGAAGGAAACCAUGUGGUACCACCUAUUAAAGAUAAUACAACAGAGGAGAAAUCAUCUGAUAAUACAUUAAAAAAAAAUGUUGAAAAUAAGGAUGUCAAUAGGAAUGAAAAUAAUAAUAACAACGAGAGUGGUGAUAAAGGAGGCAAUGUAAAAAAUAUGGAAAAUAUUAUCAUUGAAAAUUUUGAUCCACAAACUGAAAUUGUAUUUUCGUCUUUACAAAUUAUAAGUGCUAUACUAGGUGUUGUAGCUCAAAGUGCAAAUGAUACAGCUAAUGCUAUUGGUCCAUUUGCUGCAGUUUUUAAUGCAUAUAAUAAUGGAAUAAGAGAUAAAAUUAAAGUACAAUGGUAUAUACUUUUAUUUGGUGGUUUAUCUAUGUCUUUAGGUUUAUCAAUUAUGGGUUAUAGAGUUAUUAAGACUGUUGGUAUGAAAUUAAUUAAAAUAACACCAGCUAGAGGUUUUACCAUCGAACUUAUUUCAGGACUUGUUGUUUUAUUUUUUAGUAUAUGUGGUAUUCCUUUAAGUUCUACACACUGUGCAGUUUCAAGUGUUAUCGGUCUAGGUUUAGUUGAAGCAAAAAUUAAUGCAGACAAUAAAAAACAGGCAAGAAAAUCUAUGGACAAAGAUAUUAUUCAAAUUGACAAAGAUAAAAGUUUUACCUUAACUGAAAAAAUGAAAUAUCCAUUUUCUUUUCUUAAUACAUCCUGUGUUAAUCUUAGAUUAUUUAGAACAGUUUUUCUUUCAUGGAUACUUACCGUAGUCUUUUCAG
Molecule: messenger RNA, 1843 nt
Organism: Plasmodium gaboni
Lineage: Eukaryota; Apicomplexa; Aconoidasida; Haemosporida; Plasmodiidae
Product: sodium-dependent phosphate transporter
Exons: 1
Biological process (GO): phosphate ion transmembrane transport
Cellular component (GO): membrane
Molecular function (GO): phosphate transmembrane transporter activity
Source: RefSeq, a predicted model, not a curated record